GGAGUUUCCUGCUUAGGAUUAUGUUCUAACAAAAGGUCACUAGUAAAAAACAUAUUUCUUCUACCAAACCCCAUAAACAAAAGAUCUGAAAGUUCUUCAAAUCAAAAUGGCAAUCACUCGAAAUCAAAAAGCAUCUACAACACCCAGAAGAAAUCAGUUUAACUCUCAUGGAAACUUCGCCACUUCUGCCGCAAUUCUUCCAGAUGAUGAUGGAACUAAUGAGAUCGGUCGUAGACAUCCUCAAUUCUUCCAGAUAAUGCAUAAUGCCAUAAUUCAAGAUGGAUAUUUGAUUAUCCCGCCAAAGUUGGUUGCAAAACUUGGGGGUGAUUUAUCUCAUCAUGCAACCCUCAAAGUUCCAGAUGGUCUAACCUGGGAUGUUAAGUUGAAGAGAGACUCAAAUGGCUUUCAAAUUGGUCGGUUAGUCCCAUUUUUAGAGUACUACUCUACACGCGCUGGACAUCUUUUGCUGUUCAAAUACCAUGGAGAUUCGCGGUUCCAUGUUAUAAUAUUGGACAUAAGUGCUUGUGAAAUAGAGUAUCCUGUUGGGUGCAAUAAUUAAAAUAAAGAAAAAAUCAAAUAAGCAAAAGUUAUUGAUACUUAUCUCCUUUAUAAUGGAAUUGAUCGAUUGACGAAAUGAACGAGCUUCUCAUAUCUCCACAACAGCA
Molecule: messenger RNA, 665 nt
Organism: Papaver somniferum (opium poppy)
Lineage: Eukaryota; Viridiplantae; Streptophyta; Magnoliopsida; Ranunculales; Papaveraceae
Product: B3 domain-containing protein At3g18960-like
Exons: 3
Coding region: 107-559 (150 amino acids)
Molecular function (GO): DNA binding
Source: RefSeq, a predicted model, not a curated record